CCGUGGCCGCGAGGGAGGGGAGGGACGGCUAGGCGCGCACGCCCCCGCGGCGCGGGCCGCCAUGGCCUCCUUCUCCGCGGGGCAGGCGGUGCAGGUCUACUCGAACUCCAUACCCGCGUCGGUGCCUGGGUGGACGCGCGCGUCCUGGACGUCCUGGAGGACGCCACGGUGCGCGUGCAGUACGGCAUGUCGCAGAAGGUCGUCCGCCCCGAGUUCCACGCCGCCCUGCUGAGGCAGAGGUCCGAGGCGUCGUCGCCCAGCAGGCCUGCCAGGUACCUGCUGGGCCAGGCCGUGGAGGUCUUCUCGAAGUCCGGGAACCGCUGGGUCCCCGCCCGCGUGCGGGAGGUGCUCGCGGACGGCGCUCUCCACGUGCAGUACGCCGACGCGCAGCAUCUCUUCAAGGUGGUGCCGCCGCACCUGCAGGCCGGCGCCCUGCGGGCGGCGGGCGGCGCCCCAGCCGCGGCCCCGGAGGACGGCUGGCCUUGCCAGCUCUGCACCUUCCAGAACCCGGAGCGGGAGGGCAGCUGCCAGGUCUGCCUCGCGCCUCGCGGGCUCGAGCCGGGAGGCGGCGGUGGCGGCGGAGCCGAGGCCGAGGGGGCGCCGCGCUUCGAGCCGCCGCCGGGCCCGGACGACGCGUGGGCCUGCCCGCGCUGCUCCGCCAAAACGCCAGGGGCUGCCCGCAGUGCGAGAUCUGCGACUCCCGCGCGCCGGCCGCGGGCGAGCCGGCCGCCCUGCACCCCUCGGAGCGGGCCCGGGGCAGCGGGGCGGUGGCCGCCGCCGCGGGCGAGGCGGGCCACCGCGCGGAGGCGGGCGAGGGAGAGCUGGACUGCGCGGAGGAGGCGUCGCAGCAGCUCCUGGCGCGGGCCACCACCUAUCGCCACGAGCCCCCUCGGACGCCCCCCCGCGGCGCGCCCCCUGCGCGCGGCCCGGGGGCGGCCGGCGGCAGCGGGCGCCACGCAGCCGGGCCGAGGGCCGCACGCUCGCGGUCGCGGUCGCCCCGGGCAGGCGCAGUGGCGGAGGGCCCGCUGGACCUCCUGGAGGUGCCCGCCUCCGUGCGCUCCGCUCUGGGCCUGGUCGAGGUGGCGGCCUCCGCGCGCUCGGGCGCCCGCCCCGGCCCCGCCGCGCCGGCGCUCUGGCUGCCCCGCUCGCUCUGCGACAGGCUGUGGACGUACCAGAAGGAGGGCGCGGCGUGGAUGUGGGACCUCUACCACGCGCGCCAGGGGGGCGUGCUGGCCGACGAGAUGGGGCUCGGGAAGACGGUGCAGGCCUGCGCCUUCGUGCAGGCGGCCCGGGCGGCCGGGGCGAGGCACGCCCUGGUGCUCGUGCCCGUGA
This is a messenger RNA of Prorocentrum cordatum, 1332 nucleotides long. The record is from the annotation of a GenBank genome assembly. Lineage: Eukaryota; Dinophyceae; Prorocentrales; Prorocentraceae.